GCAAGUUUCUGAGCCUCUGUUGCUAGGACAUGCGCGCAAUGCCGGAGAAGCGCAGGAGAGUCAGAAGCGUUCGUCUCUCAAACUUCAGGACUUCCUGAGAUGGUGUGGCCGCCAUUGUCCUCUUGCUGCCCUAGCGCCUGUAGAAGAUGUCAGUAAAGGAACAGUACUUUGCGAGAACCGUAACCCCACCCCCCAUUCCCCUUCGAAAAAGUCAGAUCUUGGAAGAUCAGCAAACCAGGACCUGAAUCUGGGAGCUUUAGUGGGUUUUCUGUACUCAUGAACUUAGAGAAGUGAUUCUGCCCUCUCCACAAAUGCCCCAGGGGCGCAAUGAAGCUCUCGAGGCAUCUGCCGUUUCGCUCGGGGUUUCACUGCAGCACAGUGUUCCUAGUGGUUCUACUCCAGUUCAUCUUCCUCUGGCACCAACUCAAGUUGAACAUCAACUCCCCAGGGCCCAACCUCCGCCGCUCGCUCACCGUCCGGGUUCCAGACGAAACCCAUGCGUUUCUGGACAGGGCAGCCGACGGUAUCGCUGAGCAGUACCACGCAAAACUGCUGGCGGCGCAGGGAGACCCGUCUCACAAAGUCAUCAUCUUUGAUUGCUUGGAGCAGGGGAAGUGUUACGGUUUGGGGGACCGGUUGCGGGGCAUCUCCACGCUGUUCUAUCUGUCGGUGUUGACGGGAAGCUCGUUCUUCAUCAACGCUCCCAUCCCGUACCCACUGGAAAACUUCAUGGUGCCGCGGUUACACGACUGGCGAAUCAACGGCAACAACGAGACGGGGAAGCAAAGCAAGAAGCCGUGCACUUGGGCCGAGGGUCUGGAAGGACGGAUACAGACUCCGUUCGACGAGGUUGACGAGCCGAAACCAGAACUAGCGCAGGUUGACACGGUGGGGAGAAACUUGUUGAAGCAGUCGAGUCUGCGCUCGCAGCAGGACACGCAGUUCUGGGACUGGUUGAUCCAGUGGCCCCAGCGGCUGUGGAAAGUCGACGUGGAGACGUUCGACGCGGAGCAGGAGCUUAGCGGGAAGCGGUUGCACCGGUUUAUCUGUAACCUAGGCUACCCGCAGGCAUACCUGACGAACGAGCAUCUGAAGAAGGAAGUCCAGGGUUACCACAUGGAUAAGCUGCCGCAGCACUAUCUCUUCCCGGUCGCGCUGCGGGUGUUGUUCAAGCCGUCGCCGUGCGUUCAAGCGGAGAUGGACCAGUACGUGCGGCGGUUUCCGGACUGGCAUGACCCGGACACGAUCAAAAUUGGUGUACAGGUUCGGACGUACGUAAUGGAGGGAGCACCGAUCAUCGACGGGUUUUUGACGGGGCACAUCCAGCCCCCCCCGCUAGAGUGCUACGAAGACCUAAUGUUCGACAUCAUCAGAGACGAGUUUAGGAGGCGCACGCAGUCAAUGAACGAGCUCGACAAGUGGGACGAUCGGAGUAGGUUACGGGAACGGGUAAUCGUGUUUGUGACGAGCGACAACCAGCAGGCGAUAGAUUACUUGAACACGAACCUGUUCCAGUUCGGGAUCCGGUCGUUUAGCACAAAGCACAUGCCCUCGCAUAUUUUAGAGUCGACGACCAUAGAGGCGGCUGCCAAGACGUACAUAGACUGGUGGCUCUUGACGCAAAUGGACCGGUUACUGAUCACGAAGAGCACGUUUGGCGAGACGGCAGCUGCGUACUCGCUGAAACCGACUGUAGUCGUAGACGGCUGGGUAGACUCGUGCAGAACUUGGAAGUUCAAUAAUACGUUCCACUCAGACGGGUAAACUGUCAGGUCAAAGGUAAUAUGUCUGUCCUGCUACUCACUUCUCAGAGGAAAAGCCGGCUCGCGAUUCCUUGAUUCUUUGUAGGACUAGAGGCGUAGAGCGGCUGAUUAGAAUCGAGCUCUAGUUCAGACGUCAAAGAUGAGUUUAGGUAGUCUGAGAUCUCUCAAUCGUCGGAUCGCUGACUUCAGGUUGUUCUUAUACCGUAUCUUUCAAGAAAUGCUGACCGUUCAACAUGCACCGG
Klebsormidium nitens is the source of this 2005-nucleotide messenger RNA. NCBI's taxonomy places the organism in Eukaryota, Viridiplantae, Streptophyta, Klebsormidiophyceae, Klebsormidiales, Klebsormidiaceae. The record is from the annotation of a GenBank genome assembly.